AUGCAGCUUUUCUUCAUUGUUCUCGUACUUACAUUCUUUGCCUGCAAUGAGGCACAUACGUUUGAUUAUGUUAGAAAGUACUUAGCUGAUCAUCAGGAAAGCUAUGAACCGACAUUAGGACGUAAUGAUCCUUUCUGGCUCAAAAAUAGUAACACUAUCGGUCUCGGUUAUAAUCCCGUGUACGGAAGUCCCGCUUGCUAUACCGGUCAAUGCCAAGGUGAUGGAUUUCGACGUUCAGUCUUCAAACUGAAUUACACCCAGCCGGCAAGCGGAUCAUGUUCUUCUAGACUGAUUCCAAAUUUUGUAGAAUUACACUGUAUACCUAGCGCUGACUUACAGUCCUCAACUGAAAUUAUUUCAACUAUGAAUCAACUAUCUGAGUCGACUUCGAAAGGCAUCUCAUUUGGCGCUGACGUCAAAUAUAAAAUGUUUUCUGCCGGCUACAGUCAGUCGAGAGAAACUCGUUUUAUGACUGAUCAAAUGACAAAACAGGAUACAACAGCAACGUUCACUCGUGGUCAAGUCACUUGGGGCAAGUUGAGUAUGUUCGAACCUAUGAUGGAACUCAGUGAUACCUUUCGAUAUGUUAUUGAAGAAAUGCCAUGCUGUGAUAAUUCAAAUGUGGAGACUGAUGAGUAUAUUGAGGAAUUCUUGAUUGAUUAUUUUGGAUUAACGUUUGUCACAGAAUUAAUACUAGGAGGGAUAGCUCAAGAAACAUUGUUCGUUGAGAACCAGAAAAUACGAGAAAUGCAAUCGAAAGGCGAAGCUGUUUCACAUUCAGCAAGUGUCGGCUUCAUCUUAUCAUUCAACGUAAAGACUACAUCAGCGCAAGAGAAGGCUCAACAUAAUGAGCUCAUGAAAUCAGUGAAAAAUACACGUUCGACGAAAUUAGGUGGUGAUCCUUCAGCACAGACAAUGAAUGCUUGGAUUAAAUCAGUUCCUGACAAUCCAGUAAUUAUGAGCCACACAGUAAAAGGCUCAAGUGAUAUUAUUUUCGGUGCAACCUACCAACUGCUUAAUGUUAUCAGCAACAAGGCUCUAGAUAUCGAAGGGGCUAAGACACAAGAUGCAACCAAUGUUCAAAUUUACUCCGACCAUGGGGGCAUCGGUCAACGCUGGAUUAUCCGUAAGAACAGAGAUGGUACUGUGACGCUGGUAAAUCCAAAUAGUGGUAAAGCACUGGACGUAUCUAGAUGUGGUACAUCGACUGGCGGCAUUGUUCAAAUCUACUCAGACGAUGGAAUAAACGAGCAAAAGUGGCGUGUUAAGUCUGUUGGGGAUGAAGUAUAUACGUUUAUUAAUGUGUGCCAUGGCCUGGCACUAGAUGUCACAAAUUCUGGAACCAAAGACGAAACAAACGUCCAAGCUGCUCAAGAAAAUGGUACGGCAGCUCAAAAAUGGCGAUUAGUACGCUUGUCUUAA
Adineta steineri is the source of this 1422-nucleotide messenger RNA. The record is from the annotation of a GenBank genome assembly. NCBI's taxonomy places the organism in Eukaryota, Metazoa, Rotifera, Eurotatoria, Adinetida, Adinetidae.